AUGACAACAGUUGAUCAAAUUGGACCAUUAGUAGCUAGUAUUAAUACAAUCACCAAGAGUUUAAUUAAAAAGAAAUCAUCUAUUGGUGGUGAUAAUGAUGGUGUUGAUUUUAGAUCUCAAAUCAAUGCUCAAAUAGAAGAAGGUAAAUCAAAGAUUCAAAAUAUUAAAGAGUUUUUAGCAAAACCAAAUCACGAUAGAAAUGAUCGUGCUAAGAUCACAAAGAUCACUGGACAAUUUAAACAGGUUUCAAGUGAAUUUGAAAAAGAAGCAUCGGAAAUCAUUGGUUUGCAAUUGGCCAAUGCAAUUGGUACUGGUGGACGUUCCAAUUCGUUGUCGAUGAACGGACGUGACAGAGGAUCAUUCUCUGAGCGUAUUCGUUUCAAGGGUGAUAAUAGCUACGCACAACAAGACUACUCCUUUGGUGAGGGUGCUCAACAACAGACAAUCAAUUUUAGACAUCUCGAGGUCACUCUUGACAAUCCUCAUGAAACCGAAGAGAUCAUUAUUCAAGAAUACAAUACAGAAGUCAAAUCGUUGGUCAAAGAUUUGGAAGCGAUCCGUGAGAUUACAAACGACCUACACAUGCUUACAGUAGAGCAAGGUGAACAACUAAAGGUUGCCGUCACCAACACAGAGGUUGCCGCCAUGGACGUGGAGCAAGGUGUUGCGGAACUAGGUGAUGCAUAUGUAUAUAAGAAGAAAUACCGUAAAAAGGUUAUCGUUAUUGUUUUCCUAUCGAUUAUUGUUAUUGGUUUAAUAGUUGGUCUUUCAGUUGGAUUGAAAAAGAGAUAA
Messenger RNA from Heterostelium album PN500, 792 nucleotides. RefSeq lists its product as uncharacterized. Lineage: Eukaryota; Evosea; Eumycetozoa; Acytosteliales; Acytosteliaceae. Gene Ontology annotation, molecular function: SNARE binding; SNAP receptor activity. The coding region runs from base 1 to 792 and encodes 263 amino acids. Gene Ontology annotation, cellular component: Golgi membrane; SNARE complex; endomembrane system. The transcript has 2 exons. Gene Ontology annotation, biological process: intracellular protein transport; endoplasmic reticulum to Golgi vesicle-mediated transport; vesicle fusion. The record is from RefSeq and is a predicted model, not a curated record.